Strongylocentrotus purpuratus (purple sea urchin) is the source of this 1392-nucleotide messenger RNA. RefSeq names its product ankyrin repeat domain-containing protein 50-like. Gene Ontology annotation, molecular function: transcription cis-regulatory region binding; protein binding. The transcript has 5 exons. Bases 1 to 1392 code for a protein of 463 amino acids. Lineage: Eukaryota; Metazoa; Echinodermata; Echinoidea; Camarodonta; Strongylocentrotidae. Gene Ontology annotation, cellular component: nucleus. Gene Ontology annotation, biological process: positive regulation of transcription by RNA polymerase II. The record is from RefSeq and is a predicted model, not a curated record.
AUGGCUGCUCAGAAGGGUCAUCUUGUUAUCACCGAAUAUCUCGUCAGUCAAGGAGCUGAUGUGAAUAAGGGAGAUAAAAACGGCUCGACUGCAUUACACACUGCGGCCUUCAGAGGUCAUCUUGAUGUCACGAAAUAUCUCAUCGGUCAAAGAGCUGAGGUCAAUAAGGGAGAUGAUGACGGAAUGACCGCAUUACACAGUGCUGUCGUCGGUGGUCAUCUUGAUGUCACGAAGUAUCUCACCAGUCAAGGAGCUGAGGUGAACAAGGUAGAUAGUGACGCUGAGGUGAAUAAGGGAGAUAAGGACGGCAAUACUGCAUUACAUCUUGCUGCUUUAGGUGGUCAUCUCGAUGUCACCACAUAUAUCAUCAGUCGUGGAGCUGAAGUGAAUAAAGGAGAUAAAGGCGGUAGGACUGUAUUGCACAGUGCUGCCUUUGGUGGUCAUCUCAGAGUCACCAAGUAUCUCGUCAGUUGUGGAGCUGAAGUGAAUAAAGGAGAUAACGACGCUGAAGUGAACAAGGCAGAUGAUGACGAUAGAACUGUUUUGCACGGGGCUGCCUUCGGUGGUCAUCUCAAAGUCACCAAAUAUCUGAUCUGCCAAGGAGCUGAGGUGAAUAAAGGUGACAAAGACGGUAAGACUGCAUUACAUUAUGCAGCAAUUAAAGGUUAUCCUGAGAUCACCAAAUAUCUCAUCAGUCAAGGAGCUGAGGUGAAUAAGAGAGACAACCACGGACAGACUGCAUUACACGUUGUCGCAUUCAAGGGUCAUCUUGAUGUUACCAAAUAUAUCUUCAGUCGAGGAGCUGAAGUGAAUAAAGGAGACAAUGACGCUGAGGCGAAUAAGGAAGAUAUUUACGGUUCGACUGCAUUACACAGUGCUGCCGUCAAUGGUCAUUAUGACGUCACCAAAUAUCUAAUCAGUCAAGGAGAUGAGGUGAAUAAGGCAACAAUUGACGGAAGUACUGCAUUGCACAUUGCUGCAUUCGGUGGUCAUCUCGAUGUCACCAAAUAUCUCAUCAGUCAAGGAGCUGAGGUAAAUAAGGGAAAUGAUGGCGGUAGGACUGCAUUACACCGUGCUGCCUUUAGUGGUCAUCUUGAAAUUGCCAAAUAUCUCAUCAGUCAAGGAGCUGAGGCGAAUAAGGAAGAUAAUUACGGUUCGACUGCAUUACACAGUGCUGCUGUUAAUGGUCAUUAUGAUGUCACCAAAUACCUCAUCAGUCAAGGAGCUGAGGUGAAUAAGGGAGAUAAAGACGGCAGAACUGUAUUACACAGUGCUACAUUCGGUGGUCAUCUCGAUGUCACCAAAUAUCUUAUCAGUCAAGAAGCUGAGGGUAAUAAGGGUGACAAAGACGUAAAGGAGCUGAGGUCAAUGAGGAAACUGAUUGCGGCGUGA